Molecule: messenger RNA, 768 nt
Organism: Orycteropus afer afer
Lineage: Eukaryota; Metazoa; Chordata; Mammalia; Tubulidentata; Orycteropodidae
Gene: GJB7
Product: gap junction protein beta 7
Exons: 1
Coding region: 1-768 (255 amino acids)
Biological process (GO): cell communication
Cellular component (GO): connexin complex
Source: RefSeq, a predicted model, not a curated record
AUGAGUUGGAUGUUCCUCAGAGAUCUCCUAAGUGGAGUAAAUAAAUACUCAACUGGGAUUGGGCGGAUUUGGCUGGCUGUCAUCUUCAUCUUCCGUUUGCUGGUCUACAUGGUGGCAGCAGAGCAUGUGUGGAAAGAUGAGCAGAAAGAGUUUGAGUGCAACAUUAGACAGCCUGGUUGUGAAAAUAUGUGUUUUGACUACUUCUUCCCCAUCUCCCAGGUCAGACUUUGGGCCUUGCAGCUGAUCAUGGUCUCCACACCUUCACUUCUCGUGGUUCUACAUGUAGCCUACCGCGAGGGCAGAGAGAAAAAGCACAAAAAGAAACUCUAUGUCAGCCCAGGAGCAAUGGAUGGGGGUCUGUGGUACACUUACCUUAUUAGUCUCAUUGUUAAAACUGUUUUUGAAAUAGGCUUCCUGGUUUUAUUUUAUAAGCUGUAUGAUGGCUUUAGUGUUCCUUACCUUGUAAAAUGUGAUUUGAAGCCUUGCCCCAACACUGUGGACUGCUUCAUCUCCAAACCCACUGAGAAAACCAUCUUCAUCCUCUUCUUGGUCAUUACCUCAUGCCUAUGUAUUGUGUUAAAUUUCACUGAAUUGAGCUUUCUAGUUCUCAAGUGUUUUGUUAAGUGCUGUCUCCAACAAUACUCUAAAAAGCCCACCUCCUCAAUGUGUGAGUGCCACAACCUCACAAAUGUAGAAUGUGGUGAGAUAGGGGACCCUCCCUUACUCCACAAGCAGAAUUCAGGCUUGGCCACAAGCACAGCCCAGUGA